Messenger RNA from Salvia miltiorrhiza (redroot sage), 1053 nucleotides. Its product is annotated as transmembrane ascorbate ferrireductase 2-like. NCBI's taxonomy places the organism in Eukaryota, Viridiplantae, Streptophyta, Magnoliopsida, Lamiales, Lamiaceae. The transcript has 4 exons. The record is from RefSeq and is a predicted model, not a curated record. Gene Ontology annotation, molecular function: oxidoreductase activity. Bases 270 to 983 code for a protein of 237 amino acids.
CGUAGACGUUACCAUUAAUUGGAAAACCAUGGUUUCAAUUGUUGCCUAUUCUCAGCGUGGGACGUGGCUUGUGGUUCUUCUGAAGUCAAAAUCGGCUCCGCCACCAAGCUCAGCCUAAUCUUCUCUCUCCGCCACCUCUUUGGCGGCGGCGGUUCAAAUCUUAGCAUUUUUUUUCUGAGAAUCCAAACUACCAAAACCCCCACUUCCACUGGCCUAUUUGCAUCAGAAACCUUCUUGAUUCGCUCGAUCCGUCUCUCCAGAAUCUUCUAAUGGCGACCCCGGUUGUGCGGUUCCCUAUCUUUGCGGUGGUGAGAAUACUCGGCGUCGCCCUUGCCGCAUUGGUAUUGAUAUGGAACGUUCAUUUCAGAGGCGGAUUGGCUCUCGUCUCCGAUGAUAGAAACCAAAUUUUCAAUGUUCAUCCUGUAGUGCUGGUGAUUGGCCUUGUGGUUCUCAACGGCGAAGCCAUGCUAGCAUACAAGACGUUGUCAGGAACAAAAAAUUUCAAGAAAUUGGUUCAUCUGUCCUUGCAAUUGCUGGUCUUCUUCUUGAGCAUUAUCGGAGUGGUGGUUGUGUGGAAGAAUCGUAUUGAGAGGGGCAAAGAGAAUUUCUAUAGCCUCCACUCAUGGCUGGGCCUUCUCUCGCUUUUCUUGUUUGGAAUCCAGUGGACUUUGGGAUUUCUAACCUUCUGUUAUCCUGGCGGAUCAAGAAACGGGCGAGCUAGCUUGCUACCAUGGCAUGGAUAUUUGGGUCAUUACAUCUAUGGUCUGUCUGUUAUUACCUGCGCCACAGGCUUCCUAGAGAGGGCAACAUCUCUUCAAACGCAUCAGAUAAUAUCUCGCUAUUCAACUGAAGCGAUUCUAAUAAAUUCCAUGGGUGUUUUAACUGUUGUUUUAGCUGGUUUGGUGAUCCUUGGACUUGUAUCCCCUGUUUACAGAUAUGGUGAUAAACUCAACGGCACAGGAAAGCCAGUUUUCGAGGUGUAGAGUAGCCUAUAUACAAUUCAUAGAAACUGCUCUGUUUUUUUGUUAUAGAAAUUACAAGGCUUUGUGAGCC